This is a messenger RNA of Exophiala aquamarina CBS 119918, 1437 nucleotides long. RefSeq lists its product as uncharacterized. The record is from RefSeq and is a predicted model, not a curated record. The transcript is spliced from 2 exons. Lineage: Eukaryota; Fungi; Ascomycota; Eurotiomycetes; Chaetothyriales; Herpotrichiellaceae. Bases 1 to 1437 code for a protein of 478 amino acids.
AUGAGGUCGAUUGCAGCUUCGAUCGCUGGCUUGGCCACACUCCUGCCAUCCCUGGUCAUUGCCCAGUCCUCAAGCUGUGGCCCUGCGCCUUCUAAUGGGAUCCGUCCUUCAAUUGCGUCUGGCUAUACAUACCAAGUCGUUGCCACCGGGCUUGCAAAACCGCGUGGCCUCGUCCUUGAUGGGGAGGGGAAUCUCUUGGUGGUAGAAGCAGACAGAGGCGUGAUAUCUGCCCAUAGCCUUCAGGAAGAGAAUGGCUGUGUAUCAAUAAGCAGAUCUUCGGACGUCACAGAAGCCCUAGAGCUCAACCAUGGCAUCGAGCUCUCUGACGACGGGAGAACCCUUUAUGGCUCCUCAGAAACCGAUGUAUAUUCCUGGACCUACGAUGCUGCUGUGAGAACCGUUUCCGAGCAGAAAACCCACAUCAGUAACAUGAGUGGAAGUGAUCAUUCGACUCGAACACUUCUGCUCUCUCGGCAGGUGCCUGGUAUGAUGGUUGUGUCCAAAGGAAGCUUGAGUAACAUAGAUAUGCUGGCUACCGAUAGAAGCACCGGAAGUUCGCAAGUCAAAGCAUUUAACCUGACAAAUUCGACAUCCCCUUAUGAUUACAACUCCGACGGCCUGCUCUUGGGCUGGGGCUUGAGAAACGAGGUGGGAGUUGCAGAACACCCGCAAAGUGGUGGAAUCUGGGGUGUCGAAAAUUCUGCCGACCAAAUGACGCGGAUGGGAGUUGAUAUUCACGAGGACAACCCCGCCGAAAAGCUCAAUUUCCUAGGCUACUUGAAUGGAACAGCAUCCCCGAAUCAAGGAGGAAAUUUUGGUUAUCCGUGGUGUUUUGCUGCCUGGGAAGUGAACGAUAUACCAGACAAUGGUAAGUUGUCGGUCGGCAGUCAAUUCGCCAUCGAUGCCACCACUGCUUCCAACAAUGAAAAUAAGACGGAUGAAUUCUGUGCGGAACAAAUUCCCCCUCGCUUGAGCUUCCAGGCACACAUGGCACCUAUGGAUAUCAAAUUCAACAACAGUGGCCAAGAAGCCUGGGUGACUUUUCGCGGUAGUUGGGAUCGGACUGAUCCCGUUGGUUACAAGAUGGCGGUAGUAGCAUUCACCGAGGCUGGUGAGCCCGUUGACGAGCAUGACAGCAUGACAGCCGCCGUUGAUAUCUUUGCUAAUGAGGAUCUAUCGAGAUGCCCCGGCAAUUGUAUGCGACUUGUCGGAAUGGCCAUUGAUCCUCAGGGUCGCAUCUUUGUUGCUUCGGAUGCCUCAGGGGAGAUCUACCUCGUCACAAGGACAGACCGAUCAGGUACUCCCGCUGGAUCUCCAACAUCAUCAGCUUCAGCAUCAGCCACUGGAAAUACUGCACACAGGAGUCGUUCUCCGAUCUCAGGAGAUUCUCUAGGUCUCUUUUCGUCUCUGUUGGGAUUGUUGCUGUACUGGCUAUGA